CCCUUUUUUUUUGUUAACCACAUCAUCAUCAUCAAUACAAAGUUUGACUAUAAAUAAACACAUUACUAUUUCUCCUCUCUUGCCAGGCGGCGUUGCCUUACAAAAACCUGACAAGAGCAAACUCAGUUUUUUUUUUUUUUCUUCUGAUACUACAUUUACGAUUAUACCCUCCUAACUGAAAACGGCAAAUUACGUUGCUUCUUAUUUGUAUUCUUCCUUACCUUAUUCUGUUUCUUUCUUGUGGCUUUAAUUUUAAUUCGGAAAGAGAAAAAGACUCUUCCAGUCCACAUAACAGUCGCCGGUAACAGAGAAAAAAACUCCGAUGAUCGAGACGGGAAGAUACCUUCUCGGCGCCGCCGGUGCUAGCGGCUUCGGUUCUAAAUCCACCGCCGAGGAGGUUACCGAGAACUGUGACCUUCGUUCCAUCACAGCCAUAAUCACCGGUGCGACGUCAGGGAUCGGAGCGGAGACGGCGAGAGUCUUGGCGAGACGAGGAGCGAGGUUGAUAUUUCCGGCAAGGAACGUGAAAGCGGCGGAAGAAGCGAAAGAAAAGAUCGUCUCUGAGUUCCCCGAGACGGAGAUCGUCGUUAUGAAGCUUGAUCUUAGUUCUAUCGCCUCCGUACGAAGCUUCGUCUCCGGUUUCGAGUCUCUUGAUCUACCUCUUAAUCUUCUCAUAAACAACGCAGGCAAGUUAGCACAUGAACAUGCAAUAUCCGAAGACGGGAUCGAGAUGACAUUUGCCACUAAUUAUCUAGGCCAUUUUCUUUUGACCAAUCUUUUGCUAAAGAAGAUGAUACAAACGGUGGAGGAAACAGGAGUUCAAGGACGUAUCGUUAACGUUACGUCGGGUAUUCACGGCUGGAUUACCGGCGACUUGAUCGAAUAUCUCCGGCUCAUUUCACAACCCAAGUGUCAAUUCGAUGCGACACGUGCGUAUGCUCUCUCGAAGCUUGCCAACGUUUUGCAUACCAAGGAGCUCUCUUCUAGACUCCAGAAAAUUGAAGCGAACGUGACUGUAAACUGCGUACACCCAGGAGUUGUUAGAACCCGGUUAACAAGAGACCGAGAAGGCUUAUUGACAGAUCUCGUCUUCUUCCUGGCUUCCAAGCUCGUCAAGACCGUCCCUCAAGCAGCUGCAACGACGUGUUACGUGGCAACAAAUCCAAGACUGGUGAACGUAUCGGGAAAGUACUUUACGGACUGUAAUGAAACAACGCCGUCUGGACUCGGCUCCGACUCCUCCGAAGCUACCAAGUUAUGGGCUGCUUCUGAGAUUCUGGUAACUCAACCUUCCAAGGCCGGCUUCGACCCAUGUAGCUAAUAGAAAAAAAUAAAUAAAGUAGUAGUAAUUAUCUUAUCAUAUACCCUUAGGAAAACAAAUGAUACUAAAUCUUAUUAGAUGAGAAAAAUAUCAUAAAGCUUAGUUAAUAUAUAUACAAUUAGUAUUCUAUUUCUAUAGUGCAAAUGCGAAGCUGAUGUACGUUGUAGUCUUUUGUUUAUACUUAAGUUAUAUUAUAUAUAUGAGAAACAAUUAAUCUA
Molecule: messenger RNA, 1539 nt
Organism: Camelina sativa (false flax)
Lineage: Eukaryota; Viridiplantae; Streptophyta; Magnoliopsida; Brassicales; Brassicaceae
Product: short-chain dehydrogenase TIC 32 A, chloroplastic-like
Source: RefSeq, a predicted model, not a curated record